AUGAAGGGAUUUAUGUUUGGCUAUUUUAUAAUAUAUCUAGUAGAUUUAACUAAAUUUACAAUAUACGGUAGUAUUAAUGAUUUUAGGACCAGUACUAAAAAAAAUGACGCAAUAUCAAUUUUCUAUCUUGCUCUAUUAGAAUUUAAAGCAUUUAUUGCCAUUGCUGAUUUUUAUUAUAGAAAUGAAAUUCCAGGACUUGUAGAAUUAAUAUUAGUUAAAUUAGAAGUAUUUGGGUCAUAUAUAUACAUUUAUUUAUUAAGAAAAUUUUAUAUACCACUUUUUACAUACAGCACUUCUGCUAUUCUUUUAGCUUUUUAUAUUUUAAUUUAUUGGCCCGACGUGUAUGAAAUGGUAUUACAAAAUUAUAGUAAAAGAAUAGGUGUAGGCGUAGAUAUAAAAAAUAUUUAUAUUAUCAGACAAAUAUAUGCAGCAGUAAAAAGCCUAACAUAUACUCUUUUUAUUGUAAUAGUAUUUUUACAUACAUUUUUACAAGUACAAGGAUUUAAAGCAGGAUUUUUAAUAAUGACAAUACCAGUAUUUUUAAUAAAAGUUCUAGAAAGGGAAGAAGAAGAGGAGGAAGAUUUAAUUGCUAAAUAUAUAAUAAUAAUAUUAUUUAUAGUAUUAUCACUUUAUUCUAUAUAUGAAACUAUUGCUUUAUCUUAUAAUAAUAAUGAAACAGAGAUACAAUUACUUUAUUAUUUAAAUAGUUAUCAUUUCGUACUUUCAACUUUAUUAUCAAUUACUGACAGAUUUACUUAUAAAAAAGGUCUAAAAGAAGCACUAAAUAAAAUAAAAGUAAAAGAACAAAGAGAAAUAUAA
This is a messenger RNA of Vairimorpha ceranae, 819 nucleotides long. RefSeq lists its product as hypothetical. NCBI's taxonomy places the organism in Eukaryota, Fungi, Microsporidia, Nosematidae. Bases 1 to 819 code for a protein of 272 amino acids. The transcript has a single exon. The record is from RefSeq and is a predicted model, not a curated record.